Molecule: messenger RNA, 1858 nt
Organism: Mycotypha africana
Lineage: Eukaryota; Fungi; Mucoromycota; Mucoromycetes; Mucorales; Mycotyphaceae
Product: alkaline-phosphatase-like protein
Exons: 7
Coding region: 148-1788 (546 amino acids)
Biological process (GO): dephosphorylation
Cellular component (GO): fungal-type vacuole membrane
Molecular function (GO): alkaline phosphatase activity
Source: RefSeq, a predicted model, not a curated record
UCUUUCUUUCCCUCUUUUAUCACUCAUUUAUCUUUAACAUUCCUAUUCACCUCUCCAUACGCGCUAACUCUCUUUCUCAUCUAUCUCUUUCUUUUUACUGAUCUUGUAUCCCACAUCGCAUACAGCAAACGCAAGACUUUAUCCAUCAUGGUCAAUACAAACACUCGAUACAGUACAAUACCUGUCUAUCUUGAACCAGAAGAAGAAGAAGAUCAGAACGGAAGGAGCCAAGAAGAGGUCUCUUUAUUGAAGUGCUCUCCACACUCGUCGUCUCCAUUCUGGAAACGACGACCCUGUCUUGGUAUUUUCAUCGCUAUCCUAAGUACAUUUGUCAUCACCUCCACCACCAUCACGCUUUACAAUAGAAAACAAACACAACAAGAAGCACCCAUUCUUCAAGGCAAGAAAAAUGUCAUUAUGAUGAUCAGUGAUGGCUUUGGACCUGCUUCAGAAACAUUUGCAAGACAGUAUUAUACAUGGCUCGGCAACCGAUCGGUGACUACCAUGCUACCUUUGGAUGAAAUCCAUAUUGGCCAUAGUCGUACCCAAAGUUCCUCCAGUCUCAUCACCGAUAGCGCAGCAGGCGCCACUGCUUUCGCAUGUGCGAAAAAGUCCUAUAAUGGAGCGAUAGGAGUGGAUCCACACGAAAUUCCCUGCGGCACAGUAUUAGAAUCGGCCAAGAUUCAUCAAGACAUGCUUACAGGUCUUGUCGUCACUUCCCGUGUCACUCAUGCUACCCCCGCUGCCUUCUCUUCUCACGUCGCUUGGCGUGAUUGGGAACCCUUGAUCGCUGAACAGCAAAUAGGUUUCAACCCUUUGGGUCGAACCGUCGAUCUCAUGUUUGGAGGUGGACGUUGUGAAUUUACACGCAACUCUUCUGCCAAUAGUUGUCGUGCAGAUGAUCGUGAUCUCUUUCAAGAAGCCCAAGACAAGUUUCAAUGGAAUAUCAUCUUGUCGAAAGAAGAAUACGAUCAAUUGAAUACGAAAAAUGUACAAUUGCCAUUAAUGGCACUCUUUUCAUCUGGACAUAUGGACUAUGAAAUGGAUAGAAAGCCAAAUGAACAGCCAGCACUUCAUGAAAUGACACGUAAAGCAUUGGACAUUUUAAAGGCAAAAUCAGAAGAACAAGACAAAGGAUUCUUUCUCAUGAUUGAAGGCAGUCGUAUUGAUAUGGCCGCUCACAAUAAUGAUCCCGCAGCCCAUUUCCAUGAAAUCUUGGAAUACCAAAGGACAGCUGCCCUUGUGAAGGAAUUUGUAGAAAACAAUCCUAAUACAGUGAUGAUUUCUACCAGUGAUCACGAAACCGGUGGUUUAACGGCUGGUAGACAAGUGGGCGAAGAUUAUCCAGAAUAUCUAUGGUAUCCCGAACGUCUGAGUCAUGUCGCCAACUCUUCUGAAGCAUUGGCUUUUGCUUGGGAUAUGGCUUGUCAUAAAAAAGACGUAGACGAACAAACCAAUAUGGAUUACUUGAGAGAAAUAUUGAUUCGUGCAGGUCUAGGCAUUCAUGAUGCUACCAUCGAAGAGAUUGAAAAGAUCAAAGGUUGGAUCACUGCCAACAAGACCGUCUAUGAUUUGGCCUAUAUGUUUUCUGACAUGACCUCCCAACGAGCAUUGAUUGGUUGGACGACUCAUGGUCAUACCGCUGUCGACGUCAACUUGUACGCUAUGGGUCCCGAGACAGAAGCAUUAAGAGGAAGUCAUGAAAACAUUGAAAUCGGUGAAUUCAUUUCAAAGUUCCUCGGUUUGGACUUGGACGAUGUUACCAAGCGCUUGGUAGAUGGAAGGUAAAAACCAAAAAAAAGAACCCACCGCAUCCCAUGGAUCAAUAGAAACGGAUAGCUAAAAAGGAGCAUGGGCU